CCCCAUUCCGACCACGGAAGAAUUCCUCUGCUUCCGCGAAACACAUCCACAUUGGUACUUUCCUUCAAAAUAUCUUCCAUCUUUGAGUGCAAUUUUGGAAUACCUAUUUCCAGAUUGAAAUUUCCCGAAAAUUUCGGUCACUUGUGAGAUUUUUGUAGACCCAACUGCGAAUUUAGUGAUAUCUAUCCCCUUCUAAUUAGACCUGAGCCCGUUCGUCGAUCAUCUCUGUUCUCUGUAUACUGAAGUACUAGACUGGGAGCGCGAAAGCUCCAUUGCCGUGUAGGCUGGGCUGGUGGGAUUGGGUGUGAGUAGAUGGUGCCAGUUCAGGACACCAGCAUGUCAAAUGGUUUUGCUUGUUAGUUUAAGUUUUUAUCCCAGUUUAGGAGUUCAGUCCUCAAGAAGUUUCCCAAGUUAGACCAUUUCAUACAGUCACUGGUUAGGCCCAGCGACCUAAUAAGUCAACAGAGACUCCCCAUUUUUCAAGUCUUCCCCGAACUAGUUUUUUAAUCUUCCAAACCCGUCUUCCACUUCAGUGAUUCAUCAUCGCUCACAACCCAUCUUUCUUGAGCCUGCCUAUAUGUUUGCUGAAACUACAACAGCAACACCCCACUCCAUCCAACUGAUCACGAAAUCUGUCUUCCGCCAGAAUGAAUACACAUCUUCUUCUGUUAUGCACCAUGUUCUUGGUCGUGAUGAUCAAUAGGACUCAAUCGCAAGGCAAUGAAGACUUGUACUUGAGUUGCAGCAACCUGUGCAACUGCAGGAACAUCCAAGACGUUGGCUUCCCCUUUUGGGGUGGGAACCCAUCCAGAAGCUGCGGCCACCCGGCGCUACAACUUGCUUGCGAGGAUAACGCUGCCAGUAUCACGAUGUACAAUGUCAAAUACAAGGUUCUCGAUUUCUACCCCAGCACCAAGGUCCUACAAAUUGUCCGGGAAGAUAUCUUCACAGAGAUCUGCCCCCCUAACUUCACUAACACCACUCUCGACCCUGCGCUCUUCAGCGAGAUCAACCACUACGACUACAUCAACUCCACGUUCCUCUACGAUGGUUCCAGCGAUUUCUCGUGCACCAGCAGUGACGUUUCUGUGGUAGUUGGGAAGGCCGUAGGGCCGGGAACUUGCUUUGGGAGCGUGGUUUCCUUCACCUCUUGGUCUAUAUUGCAUGAGGGGAAUACAACGAAGAUAUUGCAGCAAGGAUUCAAGGUCAAAUUUAAAGAUUCUGCGGUGUGUACAGGGUGUACUCAAUCAAAAGGUGCCUGCGGUUAUGACAUCUCAAAGAAUUCAACGGCUUGUUAUUGCCCAGAUGGAUCAUCGGGAUCAGCAACAUGUUCACCGCCUGCUGCCGGAGGGCCUCAAGGGCAGCCUGGUUCAAAAGGAUUCAACAAGCCGAGUAAAUUUUUCGCAGGUGGAGCUCUUGCUAUUAGUGUGUCAAUAUCUGCAAUUGCCAUCAUCUUCCUCCUCAAGAAUAAAAACGAAAUCUUCUCUGGGAAGGUUCUACUCUUCAAGAAUAGGAAAGAUCGCAAUAUUGAGAAAUUGAUGAGAAUCCAUGGAUCUCUUGUUCCAAGAAGAUACCAUUAUAUUGAUGUGAAGAAAAUGACAAACUCAUUUUCGGAGAAACUUGGUCAAGGAGGAUUUGGUGCGGUGUAUAAAGGGAAGAUCGGAGAUGGUAGUCUUGUGGCAGUGAAAAUUUUAAUAGAGUCAAAAAGUAGCUCAGAAGAAUUUAUCAAUGAAGUCGUGAGCAUUAGUAGAACUUCGCACAUUAAUGUGAUCUCUCUUUUAGGCUUUUGUUAUGAACGGAACAAAAGAGCUCUAAUAUUCAAGUACAUGCCCAAUGUUUCAUUGGAUAUGUUCAUAUCUUCUGGAAAAACUUUAAACAUGAGUAGAUGGAAGAUUCUAUAUAAAAUUGCGAUUGGCAUUGCUCGUGGGCUAGAGUAUAUGCACCGAGGCUGCAAUACAAGAAUCUUGCAUUUUGAUAUAAAACCUCAGAACAUCUUGCUUGAUCAAGAUUUUAUCCCCAAGAUUUCAGAUUUUGGCCUUGCUAAACUUUGUCAUGGGAAAGAUAGUGCUGUAUCAACUCUCGGCAUCGGAGGAACGGUUGGGUUUAUUGCACCGGAAGUUGUUUUUCGAAACUUGGGGAGAAUCUCUCACAAGUCCGAUGUUUACAGUUAUGGAAUGUUGGUUCUUGAAAUGAUAGGCUUUAGAAAUUCUAACAUCAAAGUUUCCAACAGCAGUGAUAUGUACUUUCCAGAAUGGAUUUAUAGAAACUUAGAGCAUGGCAAAGACUUGAAAUUGCCAAUGAAUGUGACAGAGGAGGAGGAAGUGCUAGUGAGGAUGAUGAUUAUUGUGAGUUUGUGGUGCAUUCAAACGGAUCCAUCUAAUCGACCUCCAAUUAUGAAGGUGACAGAAAUGUUGGAAGGAAGCUUUGAAUCACUGCAAAUGCCACCAAAGCCCAUCUUGUAUUCUCCAACACAACCACCAUCACAACAUUGGGAAAAGAUGACGUUAAAUUCCAAUGGGAGCGUCGAGGAUAGAAUACUAGAGAAUACAGAGGAAAGCAAUGAUACGUGAAGUGGUGAUGCUCGACUCAACUUCUUGAUGUAUUUGUCUUGUCUUUCUUUAGAUGGAAUAUGUUUUUCUUAAGAGUUACAAGGAAAGUGGAGAGAACAUUUAGGUGGAUUUCA
Molecule: messenger RNA, 2683 nt
Organism: Eucalyptus grandis
Lineage: Eukaryota; Viridiplantae; Streptophyta; Magnoliopsida; Myrtales; Myrtaceae
Product: LEAF RUST 10 DISEASE-RESISTANCE LOCUS RECEPTOR-LIKE PROTEIN KINASE-like 2.4
Exons: 3
Coding region: 648-2570 (640 amino acids)
Biological process (GO): protein phosphorylation
Molecular function (GO): ATP binding; polysaccharide binding; protein kinase activity
Source: RefSeq, a predicted model, not a curated record